CACUUUCUCAAACCAGUUAAAAGAAACAAAGCGUGUGACUGCAGGGUAGAAAUCUGUUUGGUGUCAAUCACGGGCAUAUUUCAUUGCGUCAAACCGCAUGUUUUGGUGAGUGAUAGGGAGUGGUUUCUGCAAGCCAAAUAACUCCUUGAACUCGGGAAGCAGUUCUGGGCACGUACAACGAAAGAACGGCGUGAAGUCGUAUCAAGCAAACGACGCCAGUGCACGAAUGUUGACGUCUCAUUCAAAAGAGCUACAAGACCCCGUCGGAGUGAACGCUGUCUGCACAAUAUGAUGACGCAAAAGUAAGCAAGACUGUCUGGACUGACAAAUGAUUUUCAAGUGGAACUAAUCCUUCUUGCAUUGUGAUCACAAGAAGGUCAUACGAAACGUUUGGAGAUAUUGCACAAAAGCAUCGGUAAUCAUGCUCUCCCCCACCAAAGAUGACGUUUUUGCAUACGCCCUUUCCAAGACCUUGACCAAAGUUUCAUCCCCCGCAACUGUCGGACUAUACUCGUCAUGUCAGAGUCGAAUUAGAAGAAUCCUUGGGAAAAUGGAAGUGUACAUGUCGCAGGAAGCUUUGAGGAUCGAAGAGAACUACAAAGGAAAAUCCCGGCCUCGCCCAGUUCAACCUUCGCUUUGUGGCAUGUUGGAGCUCAUUUGGCGAAUGCUGUUCCACAAGCCCAUUUGGACCAAAGAGAAUCAAGACCAUCACAACGUCCGCUUCAUUUUUGUCAACUUCAGUGCCUGGCACUUUGCGGGCAGCGACCUGCUGUGGGCCGGUCUUGCCAUACGACUCUUUCAAGCAGUGCAAAUCCAUUUUGGGAAGUUACAGCUGGCAUUGUACCGGGUGGCCCAAUAUCAUGUCGAGGAUGAAAUCAAAAAGAAGAUAGUGGUGGCCGGUCCGCAUAACUGGAGGUUCAAGAAGAUGUGUUGCUGCCCUCUGUUUGUUCUCAUCCUUUUCGGUCUCUCGGUAUACUUGGUAUUCGUCGUCCUUUUGUCAUCCGGACUUCUAAAAGACGCAGAGGAACCGAGCGCCGAGGCGAAUGGAACCACAAGCCACGUUAGCGUGUGGGAAGGCCUGAUCAUCGCUUCGUUUGGCGUUCCGGCCGCCAACGUCCUGAAGUUUACCUUCCUGAUGAUCAAGAACCUCCUUUUCAAUCAGGAGCGCAACAUCAAGAAAGGCAUGGACGCCGAGCAGGUCAGCAGCAAGCUGGGCUUCAUGAAUCAAGUCCGGAAAGAGAUGUGGCUCCUAUCUCGCUUUGUCGAGUUCAUGGAGGUGUUUGAGAGGAGAAGAAUCAGAGUGGUCUUAAAGAUCACCAAUUUGGACCGCUGCUCCCCGCCCAAAAUUGUCGCCGUUUUGGAUGCGAUCAACAUCCUGCUGUCGGACGAGGACAGUCCGUUCGUUUCGAUUCUGGCAGUGGACCCGGACGUUAUCGUACAGAAGGUCAACUUUGCCGAUGGCUGCUUUUGUAAAGAAGAACGGGCGUAUGCGCUGUUGCGGCGAAUUGUCACUCUGGCCUUCGCCGUCCCGCCCCUCGGUGACGAUUCGAAGCUGCGUUUAUUUCGCAGCUUGGCCGACGGUUCGAAAAAUCUCGAAGACAAGCGCCAAACUGGAGCUUUUGAAAGGAACUCUUUUGCUAAUGCAUCUUCGGUCGUCCUAUUCGAGACAAAUGAAGCAAUUCCACUGACGGGUAAAAGCGAGAUUGAUAUAAAAGACGCGGACGUCGAAAAUUGGGUCAAGAGGACGCUUGAGGCCAACGAAAGGAAGUUAAGGCAGUACAUCUUAGACGACUCCAUGUCCAUGAGGAGAGUGAUCAACUCUAUUCGAGUGACGGUGAUCAUCACGAGGGCUUUAAAGGCCGAGCUCCCUCAACCCGAUCUCAUCGCCGCCUGGGUGGUCCUGGCCAAUCGCUGGCCCUGUCGCCUCAGUUGGAUUCUCCAGUGCGCCGAAGACGCUCAGCAGAGGAAUGAAAUCGAUCAGAACGUGGAGGUCGAAAGCGCCGAUUCCGAGAGCUUGUGGAAGGUUUUCAGCCAAUCGAGAGCGGAGCUUUACGUGAUGCGCUCUCAGAUUGAAGACCUACUCGACCAGGAUGGAGACCCGGAGAUGUUUGAGAGAUUUCUCAAGGUCGACUUCCACUUCACAAUGAAGGAUCUGAAGGCGCUCAGCCAGGUCACGGUGGACCUCAAUCCCUCGAUGAAGAGAGAGUUGGCUGAGAUCCGAGGAACAUCCCGGCUGAAGGAUUCCGGUUGGGUGAGGACCUUUGCUCCUUUGCCAAUCGCAGCCAUCAUCAAUAUGGAUUCAGAGGAUAUUUGUAAAGAGCUGGAAUAUAUGAAAUAUCCCAGAAAGUAUGCUGAGAUUGUAAAAAGCAAUCACAUCACUGGCUCAUCUCUGGUAUUUGGUGACCCCGAUGAUAUUAAAACACUCCUCGACAUGACCUUUGGAGAAUGGACGACUUUCCGACUUCGCUUCCUGGGUUUUCCACUCCAUCUUCAACCGCAAUAUAAGAAUGUGCAUCCCCCUCAGAGACACCUGUCGAGACUUCACCUACAUGGUUCUCCUCAUUCCUCAUCAAAUCCGCACUUGGCUAAUAGCUAGGAAUCCAGCACAGAUUCCCCUAAAAUAUUGCUCAACGUUUAUCUAAUAGAUUAUGGUGUGUGUGUGUGUGUGUGUGUGUGCGUGCGUGUAGCAUGGUGAUAAGAAUCGCGAUUAUGCUACCCAGUCAGUUUUGAUACCUCAUUUCCUGUUUUCAAAUCAUGACAAAGACUUUGUGCUCAACUUGAUACCAAAACCCCGUGAAAUGCUUCCUCUCCACCUUGGUGAGCUGAAGAAAUGUGUUGAAAGGUUUUGGUUUGUCAGUGUUCAAUCAUUGAGGCAAAAAUACAUGCCGUGUGUAGCUUAUCAUUUGAUAUGAACUGCACUGGACUGAAUAGCACAAGGUGUGCACUGACUGAUGAAGAUGAAAGCAAAUACGAGCAGUGUGUGCGGUAAAAUGUAAAUGCAGUGCGUACAUUUUCAAUGCAAGCAGAAUCUAUCCACUGAUACUGUACGACACAGGUCGGAAAAUGGAAAAUCGGACCCUGAAUAAAUGAUGCUGACACAAA
Molecule: messenger RNA, 3102 nt
Organism: Hippocampus zosterae (dwarf seahorse)
Lineage: Eukaryota; Metazoa; Chordata; Actinopteri; Syngnathiformes; Syngnathidae
Gene: nkpd1
Product: NTPase, KAP family P-loop domain containing 1
Exons: 7
Coding region: 422-2596 (724 amino acids)
Source: RefSeq, a predicted model, not a curated record